This is a messenger RNA of Lindgomyces ingoldianus, 576 nucleotides long. RefSeq lists its product as uncharacterized. The record is from RefSeq and is a predicted model, not a curated record. The coding region runs from base 1 to 576 and encodes 191 amino acids. NCBI's taxonomy places the organism in Eukaryota, Fungi, Ascomycota, Dothideomycetes, Pleosporales, Lindgomycetaceae. The transcript has 5 exons.
AUGUCUUUGGAAACAUGUGUCUCGUCACCUAAAUCCUUAGUGGUCAAGCUCCAGGCUCUCGCCAUUGCCCGCUCUGCAAGGGGCCUAGGAACCGGAACCGCGCUUGGUUCGCUAACUCACCACAUCUUCAGUCUGGUUUCCUCAAUGCUCCUACGCGUACUUUUACCGGCGUUUGUCCCCAACCCAGUGCCGCAUUACUCGGGGAAUUUAGCCGAAUAUAUGGAGAAUUUAUCAGUGAGGCGAUCGGUAGCAUGUCACCACUUGAACCCACCCCCGCCUCCUUACUCUGGAGGUCAACAGUCCCACUCGCGUCCCGCCUCAAGUUUUGGACGCACUCAUGACCCUGAAACCAGUGCCUUCGACUUCUUUGACGACUAUGAUGGCAAUCCCGAUAUACCGACUGUCGAUCUAACAGCUAAUGAUGAAUGCGAACGGCGGGUUUCUAACUGGAAGCAAAGUUUAGGGCAGGUGGCUUCUGCACAGAAACAAGAUGCUGGUGGUUACAAUAGUCUGCUGAUAUGCAUGUAUGCAUUUAGUUCUUCUCAAAUGAGAACACAGGAAACUUACGUGGAAUAA